AUGCGUCAAAAUGAAUAUCGCAUCAAAGCCAAACGGCUGCAGUACAACGAAUUUCAUCCGUCCUCAUCUGGCAUAACUUUUGAUAUACCAUUUAUCAUAUCGCUUUGUUCUGUAAGUUAUGUUCACCCGUCGGCCCAUCAAAAUUCCAUUCAAUCACUUUCUGUUGUCCAGGAAGAGGAGCUCGUCAAUCUGGAGAACUCGGCCACCGUAUUCAAUGUUUUGUUCAAUCUUCCCUCUACCAUCAAAGAUGCGGACAGCUUUUUCGAGUUCCUCUCCAAGCGUCAGUUGAAGCAGUCCCAUUCAUUGUUUGGGGGUCUUCUGCGCGCCAUGUUGACCAACAAGUCAGCCUCCGAUGUCAGCUGGACCGGUGGACCAGCCAAUGGAGUUUGGAAUCACUUCUGCUUCAACGAGCAAGAAGAAGAGUUGUCCGAUUCCUGCUCGGAGCAUGCAUCGGCCCAAUCGAGGGCAGGCCAACUAAAUCGCAGUUGGCGGCCUAAAGCACGGCAACUGAUGAGCAGGAGCUUCGAAUCAGAUGGCCUCAGUUCGGCUGACUUCCCUCAUCCUCUCUUCCAGUCGAUUUCGCUUGACUACACCACGUCUCCCAGUCACUCCAAUGAAGACGGUGCCACGGAAUCGCAAACCGGUCAGACUCAGCGAUCUUACGGAGCCUGGAGUCAUCCGACUGGUCAAAUGGCAAUGCUUUCGAAACGCCAGCGAUCUUUGCGGGAAUGUAACUCAACUGGUUUGGGCCGUUUUGAUUUGGAUGCCAUCGGCAUCGACGAUCCUCGACUGAAGAACAUACGCAAGACAGAAUUAUUGGUCGAUCUAAAGCAAGCUAUAUUACAAGUAAAUUUCUAUGCAAACCUACAUUACGCUGACCAUUUUUAUGCAUUGUACCAAUUUGUCCAUUAA
Messenger RNA from Protopolystoma xenopodis, 912 nucleotides. The record is from the annotation of a GenBank genome assembly. NCBI's taxonomy places the organism in Eukaryota, Metazoa, Platyhelminthes, Monogenea, Polystomatidea, Polystomatidae.